Molecule: messenger RNA, 1589 nt
Organism: Larimichthys crocea (large yellow croaker)
Lineage: Eukaryota; Metazoa; Chordata; Actinopteri; Sciaenidae
Gene: dap3
Product: death associated protein 3
Exons: 13
Coding region: 266-1453 (395 amino acids)
Biological process (GO): apoptotic process
Cellular component (GO): mitochondrial small ribosomal subunit; mitochondrial ribosome
Molecular function (GO): structural constituent of ribosome
Source: RefSeq, a predicted model, not a curated record
UGGUAAACUCCAUUUUCCUCUGUUGUUGUUGUCGCCUGCCUGGCUCCUGCUGCCUUCUGAUUGGCUGAACGGGAUCGCGGUGACGUCGCGUCACGUCCUGCUGUGUGCUGCGUGAUGGCGGUGUCCAUGACGGAUCCGGCACGCUGACUUCGUGUGGAGGUGUGCACAAGUUUACCCUCUGCAAAAACCACCACGGAGACAUUUGUCAGCGGGUUACCUUAACCCAAAUCCUCGGCACUCAUUUUUAAUGAAUUGAUCGCAGAUCAUGGCGCUCCACAGACUGUCCUUCAGACUACGGCAAACGGCAACACACGUGAGGUCCCUUCAUACCAGUGGAUGUGGGCAGCAGCAGGCGGCUGUGGCUGCAGAGUCAGAAUCUGAGACCUUCUCAGUUUGCAGAGCACAGGAGAAUGAUCCGGCAUGUCAGUCAGAGAAACAUCUGGGACAGUAUUACACACUGCCCUCUGCACACGUCCGCACUCUGUUUCCUCACGGCCUCCCUUGGCGCUAUCAACAACAGGUGAAGACCUUCAAUGAAGCCUGUAUGAUGGUGAGGUCGCCAGCUCUAGAGGUCAUCUCUUGCCUGAAGAAAACAGACACCAGCAAACCUGCUGUGCGAUAUCUAUUCUAUGGGUUGAAGGGCAGUGGGAAGACGAUAUCUCUCUGUCACGCAGUCCACUUCUGCUAUACACAGGGAUGGCUGGUGCUUCAUAUUCCUGAUGCUCACAUCUGGGUGAAGAAUUGUAAGGAGCUGCUGCCCUCUUCUUAUAACACCUCUCGCUUUGAUCAGCCAUUACAAGCCACCGAAUGGUUACGCAACUUCAAAGUCACCAAUGAACACUUCCUUUCAAAGAUAAAGACAAAGCAGCGCUAUGUGUGGACUAAGAGAGAAUCCACUGAGGAGGGAAGUGCUCUAGGAGAGCUGGUGGAUCAGGGUAUCACCCGUGUGAAGAGCAGCAGUGAUGUGGUGGGGGCGGUGAUGAAGGAGCUGAGGCUACAAAGUGGGCAGCCAGAGUCAAACUUCCGCCUGGCCGUGGCUGUGGAUGGUGUCAACGCCCUGUGGGGAAGAUCCACCAUCAAGAAGGAGGAUAAGAGCGCUGUGGAACCAGAGGAGCUCACUUUGGUUUAUAACCUGAGGAAACUGGUGAAGAACGACUGGACUGGAGGCGCCAUCAUCACUACUCUGUCUCAGACGGGGUCUCUCUACACUUCAAAAUCUGCCUACUUGCCUCAUGAGCUGCUGGGAGAGAAGGGCUUUGACAAGAUGGACCCGUUCAUCCCGGUGUCAGUGCCCAACUACAGCGAGAAAGAGUUUGAGAGUUGUUACCUCUACUAUAUGGACCGUCACUGGCUUCAGCAUCCACAGAGUCACACAGAGGAAGGGAAGAAAGAACUCGUCUUUUUGAGCAACAGAAAUCCAUCCAUGUUGGAGAGGAUUUGUGGCUCCAUAUGAACUCACAUUAAGCGUACAUGCAUAAAUGUCGCACACAAAAAUCAAACAAACAUACAAAUGUCCAUGUCUAUAAUACGUCUCCCUCUGUAAAUUAUGAUGCAUGUGUGUUACUUUGAUAAUAAAAUGUUGAAUUCAA